This is a messenger RNA of Didymosphaeria variabile, 903 nucleotides long. RefSeq lists its product as uncharacterized. Gene Ontology annotation, molecular function: oxidoreductase activity. The transcript has 4 exons. Lineage: Eukaryota; Fungi; Ascomycota; Dothideomycetes; Pleosporales; Didymosphaeriaceae. The coding region runs from base 1 to 903 and encodes 300 amino acids. The record is from RefSeq and is a predicted model, not a curated record.
AUGUCAAUCAAGAACGUUAUCAUCAUUGGGGCCGGUGGGAAUCUCGGGCCUUCAAUCCUGGAUGCCUUCCUGACAAGCUCAUCUUUCAACGUGACAGUCCUCAGCCGCGAAGAAUCCACCAAAACCUUUCCCGACAACGUCAAAGUCGUGCGCGCGAACUUUGACUCCUUUGACUCUCUCAAAUCUGCCUUCCAAGGUCAAGAUGCGAUUGUGUCACUUGUCGCGUCUGAAGCGUUAGCCGCCCAGAUCAAGCUCAUUGACGCAGCUAUUGCCGCGGGCGUCAAGCGCUACAUCCCUUCAGAAUUCGGCUCUAACACCGCCGAUCCGCGUACCUUGGAAGCGGUCCCUCUUUUCAAAGGCAAGAUUGAUAUCCAAGAGUAUCUCAAGAGCAAGGAGAGCGAGAUCAGCCGAACCACCAUUGUUACAGGUCCAUUUUUCGACUGGGGCCUCAAGGUCGGAUUUCUCGGGAUCAACGCUCAGACUAAGACUGCCGCACUCAUCGACCAGGGCACAACUCCGUUCUCGACCAGCAACCUCCGCCAAAUCGGCCUUGCAACAGUCAAGGUUCUCGAGCAGGCCGAAGAGACGAAGAAUCAGUAUGUGUACGUGUCUUCCUUCGAGACAUCGCAGAAAGAGCUUCUGGAGAAAGCAGAGAAGAUCACUGGAGAGAAGUACAAGGUUGAGCACUUGGAUUCGACGGAGCUGCGCGCCGAAGGUCUCAACAAGAUCAAAGCAGGUGAUUUCUCUGGAUUUGUCCCAUUGAUUCAAGCAGCCGUCUCCGGAAAGGCGGGCUUGGGUGACCACAGACCUUGCGGCUUGUGGAACGAGAGACUAGGAUUGCAGAAGGAGGACUUCGAUGGGUCUAUCAAGGCUGGCUUGAGCGGGAAGCUGUACGGACAGUAA